Bemisia tabaci is the source of this 11325-nucleotide messenger RNA. RefSeq names its product microtubule binding protein furry (gene fry). The record is from RefSeq and is a predicted model, not a curated record. Gene Ontology annotation, biological process: neuron projection development; cell morphogenesis. Gene Ontology annotation, cellular component: site of polarized growth; cell cortex. Lineage: Eukaryota; Metazoa; Arthropoda; Insecta; Hemiptera; Aleyrodidae.
GGUUAGCCCAUUGAUAAUUGCUGUGAAUUGAGAAAUUAGACAUUUUUUAAUGUAGUUUCGCCCUGUUUUCUCCUUUAUUUUCUAUUGACAUCUGGAAGUCUGUCAUCGGUUCAAUGUAAUGUUCGGUUUUAUAAUAUUUUGUUUCUAGUUCAACAAUUAAAUAUGCUCAUUGAAGAUGAGAAAACCAGUGAAUCAGUGGAUGAAUCGAAAAAUGAUACAGGUCACAGCAGUGCCUGUGACUCAACUAGCUCUAUUAAAACAAAUGGAGAGAGAAACGCAGCACCAGAUUCUUACAAUGAUCAAAGAAGCACUGUUAGCAGUGGAUUUCAAAGUGGCUCCACAUCAUCAGCUGACAGCGGCCAACGCAGUUUUGCCACGAUUCUUCCUUGGGGUGUGCAAAAAGAACGGCUAGCAUAUCCGUUUGUAGACAUGGAUAUUCGACCUGGUGAAUAUGUCAUGAGAACUCUGUUUACUGAUUUCACUGUUCAAGCUGAGCGGAAAAUGGAAGCUGUCAUGGCUGAUUUGGAACGGCCUUUAUCAAAAGUUCUACAGCGUGGGGAAGACAGUCAGUUUGAUCAACUUUUAACAGCUUUCGGUUCAGUCGCAGAGCAUUGCUUACCAUCAAUUUUAAGAGCAUUACUAGCUUGGUAUGAACGGCAGAUGUCUCCUCCUGAAGUGUUCUCUGGAGAGGCUAAGAAAUCAGAUAAAGUGGACUCAAAAGGAAAGAGUGGUGAAAAUUCUGAAGUGAAAGAAGUGGAUGUCGUCCUGGAGCGUCGUGAUUUGGCAGUCGAGUUCAUAUUUUGUCUAGUAUUGAUAGAAGUUUUGCGUCAGUUACCAUUUCAUCCUGGCCAUGAGGAUCUUAUUUCUUACAUCGAAAAUUUAGCGUUUAAACAUUUCAAGUACCGUGAAGGAUCUCAGAAUAGUCCAAAUGCUGAUAACAUUCACAUGGUUGCCGAUCUUUAUGCGGAAGUUACGGGUGCUUUGGCUCAAUCAAGAUUCCCCUCCGUACGCAAAAAGUUCACUGCUCAGUUGAAGGAGUUGCGUUCCAAGGAACCAUCAACACACACCUCUCAGUCAAUCGUAUCUUUGCUGAUGGGAAUGAAAUUUUUUCGGAUAAAAAUGGUUCCUAUUGAAGAGUUUGAAGCAUCAUUCCAGUUCAUGCAAGAAAAUGCCCAGUAUUUUUUGGAAGUUAAAGACAAAGAUAUCAAGCAUGCUUUGGCAGGAUUGUUUGUUGAAAUUUUAGUUCCAGUAGCAGCUACUGUCAAAAAUGAAGUGAACGUUCCUUGUUUAAAAAACUUUGUGGAGUCAUUAUACUCACAAACACUAGACAUGUGUACCAAAUCAAAGCAUAGAUUAGCCCUAUUUCCUCUGGUAACAUGUUUGCUCUGUGUGAGUCAAAAAACAUUUUUUCUUCAGAACUGGCACUAUUUCCUAGCCAUGUGCCUCUCUCAUCUGAAAAACAGAGACCCAAAAAUAUCACGUGUUGCGUUAGAAUCUUUGUACAGACUUCUCUGGGUUUAUAUGAUAAGAAUUAAGUGUGAGAGUAACUCGGCCACUCAGUCCCGGCUCCAAAGUAUUGUCAAUUCACUGUUUCCAAAAGGAUCCAAAGCUGUUGUUCCAAGAGACACGCCUCUCAACAUCUUUGUGAAAAUUAUACAGUUCAUAGCACAGGAGAGACUUGACUUUGCAAUGAGGGAAAUAGUGUUUGACCUCCUGUCAGUUGGCCGACCGAUAAAGUUGAUUUUAACUCCAGAGCGGAUGAGCAUUGGUCUGAGAGCAUUUCUAGUGGUCGCUGACAGCUUACAGCAAAAAGAAGGCGAGCCGCCAAUGCCAAGAACUUCUGGUGCUCUUCCAUCCGGGAGUACGCUCCGAGUGAAGAAAACUUUUUUGAAUAAGAUGCUCACUGAAGAUACAGCUCGCAGUAUUGGAAUGGCUCCUUAUUUUCCUCACGUCAGACGCGUUUUCGUAGAUAUAUUGAGAGCUCUCGACGUACAUUAUGGACGACCUCUCACCAUGACCAGCACACAAAAUGUCAACAAGGAGCCAGACGAAAUGAUCACUGGUGAAAGGAAGCCUCGAAUUGACCUAUUCAGAACUUGUGUGGCUGCUGUUCCUCGCCUUAUUCCGGAUGCCAUGACUGGCUCAGAACUGGUUGAUUUACUGUCUCGACUAACAGUUCACAUGGAUGAAGAACUGAGGGCCUUAUCAUAUCAGAGUCUUCAAACUCUGGUCAUAGAUUUUCCAGAUUGGCGACAUGAUGUCAUUCUCGGAUUUACACAGUUUCUUGCUCGAGACAUUCAAGAUACCUCUCCGCAACUUAUGGACAAUGGAUUGCGCAUGCUUCUUCAGCUUUUAACCAGCUGGAAAAAUGCUCUCAGCCCAACAACCAAAGGAGAUACGUUACGCAACUCAAUCACUUCACGUCCUGUCGAUCAACCACAGAUUACCAAAGAUGAGUCAUUGAUGAAUGUCUUCCAUAAUGUUCAGGGCUUCGCUCUAGUCAUGUUGUGUAAUUGUCGCCUGUGCCCUCGGCGUCUUGCAAUUCAUGUAUUGCGUGAAGUCAAAUUUUUGAUCAAAGCUGUCGGCUGUGAUAAAGAACAACCAGUGAUAGACGUAAUUGAUAAGUGCUGUCCACAAGUGCUGGAAAAAUGUCUUCCAUAUUUACCUGCAGCAGAGAAGACAGCUGCUCUUUCUGCCUCAGUCAUUGAUUUGCAGUGGAUAGCGGACAGAAGCUCAUCUAUAUGGACAGCAGGUGUUCAAGAAGAGAAUAGCUCAAAAAGCAGUUCCUCCUUUAACUUGAUGAGCGGUGGAACAGAUCCUUGGGGCAUUUGCUUGUUCGGUUUCCUAGAAAGAGACAGAGUUCUGUCACAGUGCCCGAGCGUAGUGACCCAGGCAUGGCCGUUUGUUUAUUCAAGACUUCAUUCAUUAUUUGCUGUCAUUGAUCCAACGCCUGUCAACGAUAACAGAGCAUCAAUUCUGAGGAGCUCAGCUCCUCCUCGAAAGCCGGUCACCGAGCGUGAUCUUUAUCUUGCACUCUGGCGCUACUAUGCAGGGUUUGCGAUGCGUGUUGUGCCUCCUGCUCCAAGUCCAGUUAUUCGCUGUGCCUCACCAGAUUUAAGUCUAAGGAUUAUGAAUUUUAGUGGGUUUGGCUCUCUGGGACGACAUGAAUCAAUGAGCUUGCAGGGUUUCUUUAUUGGCGAGUCAGAUGAGGAUUUCCAACAUGAUCCUACUGCGCUGAGUUGCAUUCCGCUACAUCAGACUGUGAGCAAAGCAAGGCACAGGCGAACUAGCUCUUCGCCAGACAGUUUGACAAUGGCAGAAAGAGGUAGCGGAGAUAAACAGACACCCACCGUAUCCCCAGCUGGACUCUACAAGUUAAUUGUUCCUCUUCUACGCUGUGAAACAACUGAUGUCAGAGAUGCAGCUGUUUUAUCUCUUGGCAAAGUUAAUUCAGAUGCUUUGAAAGAUCUCAUGGAAGAAUUGGUCGCUUACAUUCGAGAAGCAGUCGAUAGAAAACAGGAAAAUAUGCGCAGAAGGCGACGCAGAGAUGCUUUAAGAUUACAGUUGGUGCAGGUCUUUGAAUUGAUUGCAGAACAUGGCACUUUUGGAACAAGUAUCUGCGUUCUUGAUCGAGACACCCAUUCCCUACAUCCCACGAUAGUAGAAUAUGUUGAUGGAGCUCGACUCUGUCUUGAAGCAGAAUCUGACAAGGAAGCUUUAGGUGACAUAAAAUUGCACUUCUGCAAUUUUAUUCGUAAGAUGUUGAAAAGUUUCUCACUGGAAAUUUGUCAGACUCUGUUAAAGAGAGAUCUCCGUCGAAAUCUGUUUUUGCUUUUCGCCAACUGGUCUGGAAACUGGGGUCGACCUUUGAGUAGCUUUAUGUCAUCCUCAAUGUGCACAGUUGGUGCAGCAAGCACCUCAUCUCUAGCAAGUAACACGCAAGAUGUGCCGAGCGCCAAAAAUGAAGAAGAGUUACAGUUCUCUGCUCUCCAGGCAAUGUGCGCUGUUCUUUGUUGCGGCCCCUGUUUUGACCCCCAAGGGCUGCUUUCGGAGGAUGGUUCUCUCUACCCGUGGUUGGACUUGUUGUUAGCAUCCGAUAAUGAAAAGAUUCGACAAUUAGGUGAGGAAACGGUCAUACUACUUUUAGAGUGCAAUCCAGAUAUGGGAUCCCUUCUCGACUGGGUUGUCGAUCGAUGCUACACAGCUGUUCCAAAAGUCGCCGAUAGUUGCUUCCUAUCGCUUGCUACAAUCUUUUCUACAAGAGAAUAUCCAUGCGACCACUAUACUGCAAUUAUAAAUGUGACUUUGAUGAACACGGGAUGUCCAAGAACUUUGGUGCAUGAAACUGCCCUUCAACUCUUGCAAAUAUUAGAUAAACGAUUCUUCGGCACUGUUGGUCUAGUACCCUCAGAAAAUGACACUGAAGACGGAGAAAGAGGAACCUUUAGAGGAGGGACCUUGGACCUUCUUUUGUCCACGACAAGUUAUUGUAGAUCACAGCUUCAUUUGUCUCAACAGCUGGCCCAAUUGCAUCCAGAGCUGACCAUGCCUAUGUUUUCAGAAAUCACGCACCGCUUUCAAACUGCAAGGCCUGAAGUAAGGCAACUCCUCUUACAGUACCUAUUACCAUGGUUACAUAAUAUGGAACUGGUGGAUCCGAACGUCCCUCCUGCAAAUCCUCUGUCUUAUUAUCAAUACUAUGCAGGGGAUGUAGGUCGUGGAGGAUGCCACAGAGAAGGAUGGGGCUCUGUUGAAGCAACAGAGAUGGUGCUCAAUAACUUGUUUUAUAUCACAGCCAAACUUGCUGAUCAACAUCCGAAAGAGAUGGAGGAUGUUUGGGCCACUCUCUGCUCUUGCUGGCCAAACAACAUGAAAGUCAUAAUUAGAUAUUUCAUCAUUAUCUCUGGAAUGGCUCCAACUGAACUCCUUCCAUUUGCCAAAAGAGUUGUCUUGUAUUUGGCAAGAGCACGCGCUGAUCGACUCCUCGAUGAAUUGAUGACUGAAUUGCAAACUGUAGAGACAUUAAACUGUCUGAUCGAGCGGACAGAGACUCCACCAUUUUACCGUUUGACUAGUAUGCGGAAGACGUCCAGUCACUCAGAUCCAGGCCCAGGACAAAACGACAUUGGAAGCAGAAAUGAUCUAGCCGUUGAAAAAGGAACUAUCCACACAAAACGACACAGUGGUGAUGAUCCAGGAAAAGGAACUGUCAAAUCUGAAUCUGCUAUCCGAGAUUUUGCAUCCGGCAAGUUUGUGCCCCCUCGCGGUGCCGAUAAAAUUCGAACGGCAAGUGGUCCAGCGGUGCUUUCAGAGGACAACAUUACAACCUCAAACGAGCCAAUUUUAACUCAACCAACUGCGUCUGCAGACACUGAAUCCAGUUCCAAGCCAAACGAGAAGAAAUAUGACAUUCCACAACCACAUCCACUGCCUAUGCCCGAAUACGGAGGUUAUUUCGCCCCUUUGACGGAAUAUCUUCCGACAAAUAUCCAGCCCAACAGUGGUUUCCAUCGGUGCAAUGUUGCCGUGAUGCUCCUUACAGAUGUGGUAGUCGACUGCUUAGAUUUGGACUGGUCGAUUCACAUUCCUCUGAUGCUGCACAUCUUAUUUCUGGGUCUUGAUCAUGCACGAGUUUUAGUCCACGAGCACUGCAAACAGCUACUUCUGAAUUUACUUCUUGUUCUAGCGGACCAUUCAGAUCAUUUGUCUGUCGCUCAAAUUUUGCUGAAUCGUAAAACAGCACAAUUGGGUCUUGGACUGCCAGCACCAACUGUUGAUGUCUUGCAAGCCAAUUUCACAGAGCCAGAUUCAGGAUUCAGUAAAACUUACGGAACUCCAGCAUCAUCCAGUCUAGCUGUAAUUUCAUCCUCUAACAAUGAUCUCAGCAGUUCGUUUUCAAAACUUACGACAGUGGUAAUAACAAACACUGAACCGUCGGAAUGUAGCAAAAUAGAUCCUGACACCCCUAUUCAGGACAUCACAAAAUCACUAAUCGAUUUUCUUGCAGCUAGAAAAUACCAAGCGCUGUGGAGUUAUGAGGAUAUAACCGCCAAAAUGUGGACCUGCCGCAGUGUUGAACAGCUUGAAACAUUUUUACAGUACAUAUUACGAGUCUUUCGUGAAUCCAUGCCCCAUGCCCUGAUCUCGGAAAGAUGGGCCCAGACUGCGCUUCAGCUAGGUCUAUCUUGUUCCUCCAGGCAUUACGCUGGGCGAUCCUUACAGAUAUUUCGGGCAUUACAAGUUCCUAUUACUUCUCGAAUGCUGUCUGAUAUUUUAUCCAGACUUGUCGAAACUGUAGCAGAACAGGGCGAGGACAUGCAGGGCUAUGUGACGGAGCUUUUACUAACUCUUGAAGCAGCGGUCGACUCUUUGGAAUCUGAUUUUCGGCCACUAGAUUUCAUGAAGGAAAUUUUCAAAUCAACUCCAAAUUUGAAUAACAAAGAAGUGGUUCUAAGUGGUAAAAAGCCGCAAGGUAUUGAAGUUACGCAAAACUGUGGAGCCAUUAGAGUAUGUCCCAUGCCUCCACAUAAUCCCCUCGUAACCGGACACAUGCGUAGUACAAGUUAUUCUGUUUCCUAUUGUAUGCGGAGGGGCACCGGAUCUCCUUCUAGUGUCGACACAAAAGAUUUACAAUCCAGAGAAAUUGAGUGUCGCAGGGGUCUUGCAGCUAACAAGUACACAACAAAUUUAUGCCGGUCACGGUCUGCUCAGAGUUUAAAGCUUCUCGGAGAUUCAGCCACUCAGGAUGAUAAAAUGACUAUUUUAGCUCAGCUGUUUUGGCUCUCUUUAUCGCUGCUCGAAUCUGAUUAUGAGCACGAAUUUCUCCUCGCCCUAAGACUUCUCUCAAGGGUUCUUCACCGCUUACCUCUUGAUCGUCCGGAUGCGAGGGAUAAAGUUGACAAGCUUCAGGCGCAGUUGAAAUGGACUUCGUUCCCAGGAGUUCAUGCCUUACUUCUCAAGGGUUGCACAAAUCCUAACACGUAUGAGCCUGUCGUAACUCUAUUAUCUCAGUUCACCCCUCUACUAGACUUGCAUGUCGUUGAUCCAACACAGAGCAUCGCAUUUCCCAUGAACGUCAUCUCAUUGCUGCCGUAUAUGCUCCUCCAUUACGAAGAUGCAAAUGAAUUGUGUGUUCUAAGUGCUGAAAAUAUCGCACAAGUGAGCACUGAAAAGAGUAAAAAACUAGAAAAUCUUGCCACUGUCAUGACUUUGUACAGCAGGAGAACUUUCAGCAAGGAGAGUUUUCAGUGGACCAAAUGUGUUGUCAAGUAUUUAUACGAUACAUAUGCGCAUCUUAGUUUCAACAUGCUCGCUUUUCUAGUUGAGGUUCUUGAAAAAGGUCCAGCAGCAAUCCAAUCACACAUUCUGAGUAUCAUUCAUUGUAUGCUUCACUAUGUUGAUUUGGCCUCCGCAGCCGCCCAACCUUUCAAUGCUGAUUUCCUUCGAGUCAUCUCAAAGUACAUUGAAGGACCACACUACAAAGAGGCCUUGAAGAUAUUGAAACUAGUCGUAACCAGGUGCUCGACGCUGGUAGCACCCCCAAUAUCAUCUCACCAUCAAUAUCAUUGGGAAACCCAUGCUUCUGCUCCUCAUCCAUCAUUCACUGAUAUGGACGUCUUCACCAAAAAAGAGUUACCAGGGCGGACAAUGGAGUUCACCUUUGACCUAUCUCAGACCCCUGUGAUUGGGCGCCGCGCCUUUUCAACCAGUCAAGAUGCUGCUUUUAAGAAGACUGAGAAUACAGCAAUAAGCAAUUCUGUUACCUCUCCUUGUAGAUCUUCAUCCUUAUCCCCCGCUGAUAAUUUGUCCAUAUCAGGCUGGAAAAGGCCUUGGAUGUGUCAGAGUCGUGUCAGAGAGUGUUUAGUGAACCUGCUGACAACCUGUGGUCAGCGAGUUGGAUUACCAAAAAGCCCAUCUGUGAUAUUCAGUCAAACCUCUGACAUAAUUGAACGGCAAUCAAGUGUUGCCAGUAGCACUGAAGAAGUCUCCGGUCCAGAUUUAUCAGGAGGUUCCCGUCAUCCAGAUAACACCGAUCAUUUUGGCGUCUUCAAGGACUUUGACUUCCUUGAGUAUGAGAGUGAAAGUGUUGAGGGAGAAAGCACUGACAACUUUAACUGGGGCGUUCGACGUCGUCCUCUCAGUGGCGGAGAAGGAGCAAUGGAAUCAGAUAUGAAGGGUUUUACUGAAGAGAGCGUGAGCGAGAACACGCCACUCUUAACUAUCAGAAAGCAAGUCGGACUAGCUCCAGAAGAAUCGUCAGAUGAUGAUGUUGGCUCUGAGUCACCCCUUGAUGAAAUUCACACUGUAGCAGAGUUCUCACAAACUCCCGCUCCACCAUCAUCACUGAGUUUAUCUCACAGAAGAGACUCAGCUACCUCAGGAUCCAGUGGAGGGGAUCUUGGUGAUAUAACGCCUUGUAAUGCUUCUCCAAACAUCUCAGCUUUAUUGUCUUUCCGCCCAAUCACUCGAAAUGAUGCCGAAGAAAUUUGGCGGCACCAUAUCCACGCCCUAAUCAAUAGAGCUCCAUCUUCAUCACUCCAACUCUUUCAUCUUCUUUACAAAUUAGUCAAGGAAGUUAUCAGUAAGUGUGUGAGCACAUCUCGCGAAGCCGUUCAUUUGUUAGCUGAUUGUAGCGAGGUCGAAGGUUGUAAUCACUUGCUUGGCCAACUAUCAUCUUUGACCGAUAAUCUGGCCGCUCACACAGAGCCGCCACUUGUAUGGUUCAACCCUGACUCCAUCAGUAACCAUAUAACUGAGUCAUUAAAGUUUGGGAUGCUUGAGUUGCGGGAACACCUGGACACAUUAUUAGACCGAAAAGAUUACUCAGCAGAGUGCAUUGACACGCUGAAGUCCAUAAUGAAACUGCAGCAUUUGAAUGAUGACAGCACCAUCUCAAACUAUGAGUCAGUGUUAGAUUUGGGUCGAGCCCUCUACAAGCUCCAUUUCCAGUUGCUGCUCCUUUUGGAAUCAACAAACAAAAUGUUCAGUCUUCUCUUAUCAGCAAUACAUGACAGCCAGCUCCAAGAUAUAUCGGUAGACGUCAUAUCCAUAAAAGUUGCAUUGGGGAAAGCCCAAGAUGAAGCAAUGGAUUUAAGUGAUCAAGGUACCCCAACUCCAACUCCGUCACCCUCUCCUCUGCCUGUUAGCGAUCAUCCGGAAGGUACCUUGCUAGAAUUCAUCCAAGAGUCCAAGUGGAAUGCUGCCCUUUAUUUUGUUCGGCAGAAUAAGGGUUCGUGGUCUUUCGUCAGCGACUUGAUUUGCUCAGGAAUAGAUGAUGAUGAUGUAGUCUAUACCUUGAAUGUUUACUGUUACUACCUAAUUCAAAAAAGGCCAGAUGUUUUUGUCAUGACCGAACAAGAUCUGAGCUCUGUUUUAAACUCCUUAAUGGAAGGAUUAUGCAAAGUUUUAGCUGCUGUAAAUAAAGUGGAAACGUUUGUGAAACAACAGCGGCAAACUGUAUGCUGAGUUACACCAAAGUUUAUCAGUAAAGUCUAGUCAGAUGUGGAUAUUCAUAUAUUUUUUUAAUCUAUUCUAUUUUUAAUUUCUUCUUAUGUUCAAUACUGUCUUUCCAAGCAUCCUGUAUAUUUUGAUGCAGAUUAUCUCUUUAAAAUAGUUUUUUAUGUUGGAAGUCUUUAUCAAGUCAACUGUUUUCACAGGUACAUAUUGAGUAUUUUGAAUUACCCAGUAUGUUUUCAUGAUUAUCAGAUCUUGUGUCGUUCAAUCCUGCUUUCAAUAGAAAAUUACUAUUGAUUAGACUAGCAGCAUUUUAAAAGUUUAAAACCCUCCUUAAUUACCUUUAUGUGUUUGUACUCUUAAGUAAUUUCCUAAACAAGUACAUAAAAUCUUUACUGCAAGGGGAAAGUAUCAAGGUCUAGUCUAUACCUUAAGGAGUACCAUUGGACGUUUGUACCUUUGUCAUUCUUGAACCUUAACUUUAUCGAAGUUGAUUUGAAGGCAAAUCCAGGCAUUAUUUUCAAUAUUUUUUUUCACGUCUGUUUUUUUCCCUGCGCGGAUGUUUGCCUCCAGAAGAUUUUAUCAAAUUUAGGAAUCUAGGCAUUUUAAUUAAGGACAAAAUUAUGAGUAAUAAAAGUUCCCACUGUUGACUGUAUUUAUCAGUAAAAUUGCUUGCCAUACUUUUGCUUGAUAGUAUGCAUUGGUGACAAAUUUACCACAUCCUAAGGAGUUUAUUGUUUUUAAAAUAGUCCAAGUCAACAAAUCAAACCAAGUUUAAUGAAAAAAAGAAAAAAAGUAUUUGUCUGAAACGAAAUAAUUUCAUAUUCGUUGACUGAUUUUUUAAAAGUCUCGUCUGGAUCAUUAUUUUAUCGUAAAACAAUUUUUGUACUUUUUUUGUCGCUAUUGGUAUUUUAUUAAUAAAUAUUAUUUUUCAGGCCUCAGCCUGUAUAUUGUACUCCACGGAAAGCUCAACAAAAUAUUUUCUAUUUUACCUCUUGCCUUAUCAGGUACAAAUGCUGUACCUAGCUCACAUUUAGAGUGAAACGUAUCUUUUUGCGAGGCCUGUAUCUUCAGACUUUUUGUUUAACUAAAGUACAGUAUGUAACUCAAUAGUAAGUAACCUUUUUUUUUUACUAUUUUAAAGUUUUACAAGGAUUGAAGAGACAGAAAAACCUGGAAGAAAUGUUUACCUACAAUGUUAGGGUAAUUAUAGUUGAUUUCAUGUAAAAGACAUGUACGUAGUUUCUCCUCCUGAUCGAUUUUCCAUAUUGUUUAAGUUUAAUAUUGUCGGAAUAAUUUUUUUUAAAAGUUUGAACUGAAGAAAAACCAAGAAUUUUCCGGUAAUAUUUUGAAAUAAAAAGAACAAAUUGCCCCUUUUUUUGUCCCUCAGUGUUCGAUAAUCAAUCUAGAUAAUUAAGUUUGAGCCGUAAUGGACAUGGCUUAAUUUCUUAAUUUUACAAGUCUCUUUAUAUUUGGUAGAAAGAGAGAUUCAUCUUAACUCCUCUCUGAAAAAGUUGUAACACCUAGGUUCAAUCUUUAAAAUUUCAGUAAAAGAAGAAGUCGAAUCAAGUGGGAAGUAUUCUCCAUUACUCUUCAGGAAUACUUUAUCUGUCUUUUGAAAACCCAAUUGAUAGCUGCUUUAAGUUCUUUUACCCUUGACCGGUCUUUUCAAGAGAUCGAUGGUGAGGAAAUCUCAUCGAGUCCUUGUUCUAUGGAAGACUGGGAACGUGCACAAUCAUUUUAUUUGUCUGUACUUAGUCAGCACCUAAUUAAUCAAUUUGUAUAAUUAGCUACUUUGUGAUCAUAUUAUUAUGAAGAGAAACAAUUUUUGUAUAUCCUAGUAUAAUAUAAUUGAUACAUUUUCUUAUAAAA